AUGGUGGACAGCAAAGCGGAUGUGAAAGCCAUAAUGGCUCGAUUCAAUGCUGGAGGCAGCUCAGUAGAUGUUGGUUCUGGUGGCCGUCCAAAACCAGCUGUCCACCCCACUUUGUCUUCAGGACCCCCCAUUCAGGCAAAGAAGCCAGUUCUAGAGACCAGUCUCUCAGGUAGCGCAGCUACCAGCGUGACCACACCCAAAUCGCCCUUUAUGAAGAGUACUGUCUCCUCACCAGAAGUCAGAGAAUUCUCAAAGCCCAAAGCGAUCUUGAGCAAGUUUGAGAAUGCGCAGGAGGAUAGCAAACCCCCACUCAAUAAACAUUUACCCAUCAAACCAAAGCUUUCCGACGCAUCCAAGGACUCAGAAUCAAAAGGCCCGUUCCCAAAAACACCACUACAGAAACCUUCCCUCAGCUCAACUCUAUCAGACUCCAAAGCUAUACCUCCCAAGCCACCUUCUGUUGGGACCAAACCUCCCUGGGUCAAAGACACGCCCAAAUCAGAAGACAACGCGACUAGCUCAACACCAGCCCCCCCAAAAUUUCCAUGUCCUCCCAAACCCAAGAGUUCUCUAUCCAUAAUGAGGCACAAGCCUCCUGAGGAGAACAGCGCGGGAGACUCUGCUGUCAAACCGCCCUCAGGCUCCAAUCUGAAAUCCUCGGUCGUCCGCAACGCGCAGGCUGUCUUCAACAAAGAAAAGGGUGAAACACAAGAUGAUAACAGAGCAAAGGAAGGCAUUAAACCCCCAAGCUCUAAUGAUUCUUCAGCCCCGAAACCUCAAACACCCCAGAAACCAAAUUAUCUAAAAAAGAACGCUGGGUCCACAACACAGGCAAAUGAGGAUCCUUCUGCCCCAAAAAGAAACCAGUUACCUAAUAUUUUUGCCCUGGGUAGUCCCCCAGCUAAACCAAACAGACCUCCUAAAGUAGACCUAGAGAAGUUCAAAAAAGGACUCGAGUCAGGAGACGAUGGUCCUGUCAUUACGAAAGGCAACCCCUCUCUCCCACUUGCCUCACACCCCAGCAACGCAGCACCGGCACUACCCUCUCACCCUGGACCCCCCAACCUCCCCCCGAGUCUGCCCCCCCGGCAUCCAGGACCCAUGACGCAGUCGGACCCAAAUGAAAACUACGAUGAUGUUGGCAUCAUGAACAAAUCAACACCACUCCCAAUCGGAGGUCAUCCUAGCCAAAGACAUGAGGACAAUGAAAGUGAUGGGGAGAUGUAUGAAGAUCUAGAAGACAGAUGGUUGGCAGCAGAAUCAAAGGAACAAGACAAGAAACUGGACAAGGGAGACAAGAAACGACUUGAACAAGAAAAGAAAGACCAAAAAGAACGUGAGAGAAAAGAACAAGAGGCCAGGAAGAAAUUCAAGAUUUCUGGACCGAUACAGGUCAUCCAUAAGGUAAAAGCCAAGGUGGAUUGUAAAGGAGGCAAGAAUGACCUUAGUGCAAAACAGGGUGAAACCAUUGAAAUCCUGCGUAUCUCUGACAAUCCAGAAGGUCGCUGGCUAGGGAGAUCACCAGAUGGAUCUUAUGGUUAUGUAAAGACUGAUUCGGUGCAAAUUGACUUUGAAAAGUUGAAGAACCUCCCAGGCCAAAUGGAUGAUCUUGAUGUAUACGAUGAUGUGGCACCUCAGGAUGACUUUAAAAGGGGUCCAGCUGUUAUUCUACCUCCACCACUAGAGGGCGAUGGGGAUAUUUAUGACGAUCUGGAUGAUCCAAGCCUAAUGAUCAGCAGCUCGGAUUCCAAGCCUCUAUCCAAAUCUCGCGGCAUCCUUCGGAUACUUAAAGGCUGGGAUGACUGGAGAAAAAGCCCAGUGAAUGAAGUACCUCCUCCUCCUCAGUUUACUCCAGAAGGAAAUGCUGACAAAUCCGCAGCACUUAUUGAUGAGGAUAUUUAUGAUGAUGUUGAAUCUCAAGGCUUUCCCCCACCACCUCCUUUAAGCAGCCUCCCACAACUUAAAACAAAGCCAAAAGCUGAGGAUGCCAAAAAGCAGAAAAAAUUUGAGAAAGAGGAAAAGGAAUUUAGAAAGAAGUUUAAGUUUGAUGGAGACAUACAGGUCCUCUAUCAAGCGACAGUUGUCUCCACCUUAAACAAUAAAAAGUGGGGUCCUAAGGAACUGCCCCUGAAACCAGGGGAGAACUUGGAUGUCAUCAGUAAAGCAGAACCUAACAAACUCAUCUGCAGGAAUGAUGAGGGCAAGUUUGGAUAUGUCUCAGUUAACAACAUUCAAACAGAAGACGGCGAAAUCUAUGAUGACAUUGGUGAUGAUUGCAUCUAUGACAAUGACUGAGGAGUUGUAACCAGCAGUCUUCCAAUGUCACUGUAUUUCUUCUGGUUUGUUUGG
This is a messenger RNA of Chanos chanos (milkfish), 2349 nucleotides long. It is a transcript of the gene fyb1b, whose product is annotated as FYN binding protein 1 b. Gene Ontology annotation, molecular function: protein binding. The coding region runs from base 1 to 2295 and encodes 764 amino acids. The transcript is spliced from 19 exons. The record is from RefSeq and is a predicted model, not a curated record. Gene Ontology annotation, biological process: integrin-mediated signaling pathway; T cell receptor signaling pathway; protein localization to plasma membrane. Gene Ontology annotation, cellular component: plasma membrane. Lineage: Eukaryota; Metazoa; Chordata; Actinopteri; Gonorynchiformes; Chanidae.